Pseudo-nitzschia multistriata is the source of this 1329-nucleotide messenger RNA. The record is from the annotation of a GenBank genome assembly. Lineage: Eukaryota; Bacillariophyta; Bacillariophyceae; Bacillariales; Bacillariaceae.
CUAUCACAUUCUUGAUGCAAUACAUACGUACUUACAAACCAAGAACACACCAAACCACCCAUCGAUCGAACAUGAGACCAUCGUCCCCCGCCGGCUCCAAGCACACCAUCGGCCAGGCGCUGCUAAUGCGAUUCCUGCUUGCCUUUCUACUGGCGGCGACCGGCAGCAAUUUCCUCCCCUCGACCAGAACCGCCUCACCGGUGGUGUGCUGGGCGGCGCCGGACGGUGCCGACGGCAACGCCUCCGAUGCCGCCGCGGGGUCCUCGGCGCUUCCAUCGGAGGUCGCCUCCUGCGAAACAUCGUCGCCGGCCCCCGUGCGGACCUGCCCCGAUCCUCCCGUCCUCAGGGUUUCGUACGUCUCGAGGGGAUCGGUCGAUUGCGGCGGUGCGCUGACGCCCGGACAGGCCGACAUGGCACCCCUGGUCCGGGUGGUGGCGGGCCCCGGCGAAACGGCCAUCGAUCCCGGGGAGCUCUACGCCCUGGUCCUGGUCGACACCACCAUUGGGGCGGACGCCCUUGGUUUCGAUUCCGACCGACCGAUCCUGCACUACGGGGCCGUCAACAUUCCCGGGUCCUCCCUGCUGGCGGGCAUAUCGCUCGAUCGAUCGGACGCCUCGGACGUCUUUGCCUCCUACCGGGGGCCGUCCGGCAUCUCGGUUUCGGUCACGGACCCGCGGUUCGAGGACCCGGCCGGGCCGGGCAGUGAGAGCAACGGCAACGGCCUCUCUGUCUAUGAGUUUUUUCUGGGGGCCCAGGCCGACGGUGCCGAACCCGUAGAGGUUCCGACCGAGCUCGACGGGGUCUCCAUCCUGGGCUUCGACUACGAGGCCUUUUUCGACGAGACGGUGGGGAUCGGAUUCGAGAACGUUACCGUCAGAACGCACUUUGUCGCCGGGAGCUGCGUCCGGGAUCCCGUCGCGACCGUCCGGGAGGACGACGAAGACGAAACGGAAACGGAAACCGUGCCCGGGGGCGACAGCGAGGCUCCUUCCCCGCCACCGGUGUCCCUCGCCACGGGGGGCAACCUUCCACAGGCGGCGACGGCGACGACUGAGGGCGGGCCCACCGCCACCAAAGACCCCGAAUCCCUUCCGACCGCCAGCGCCACGCCGAUCGUUGGCAAGACGGAAACCGAUCCGGUGCCACCGGCAGCUGCAACGUCCGGGGCCACGGGGCACACCCAUGUGGGGACCGUCCUUUCCGCUGCUGCGGGAGUGGUCUGCGUGGCGCUGUCCUGCCUGCCGUGGUAGGCAGGCAGGCAGGUAGAUCGAUCGAUCGACAGCUGCUUUGUUCCCUCUGAGCAUUGGCAGUGCAUAAUUAGCAUAUGGA